AUGCUAUGGGUUGGGAAUACCUUGGGACUCUGGAUCGCUGGGCGACUCUUCCAAGGCGCGGCAUCUGCUAUGGCUUGGGUCGUGGGCAAUGCUCUAGUAUCGGAUACUGUGGGACCAGAAGGUAUCACUCAGGCCAUUGGAUGGACUACAAUGGCAUGUAGCAUUGGAUUAUUCGCUGGACCUCUCCUGGGCGGUGUGCUAUACCAGUACGGUGGAUAUGAUACAGUCUAUGGCUUCGCCAUUGGUCUUAUUGGCCUAGAUAUCAUCCUUUGUCUAAGUCUUAUCGAGAAGAAGCGUGCCCAGAUUUGGCUUGAUCCUGAACAAGUACAAGACUCGAAGGGGUCUGAGUCACCGCACGCAUCGGGCAAACAGCAAGUGCAGUCGCCUCGACGAAUAAAUCUCGGUCGAUUUAGCAUCCUCUUGAGCUCAUCCAGAGUCCUUAUCGCCAUCUGGGGGAGCUUCGUCAUCUCUACGAUCAAUGCCUCCUUCGACAGUGUCCUCCCAUUAUAUGUACUGGAUACAUUUGGCUGGAAACAAAGCGGUCAGGGCCUGAUCUUCCUCCCUCUUUUACUACCUCAUUUCAUUAGCCCGAUGGCAGGCUCAAUCAUGGACAAACAUUCCCAAAGCCGUCGCUGUGUCAUCGCCGGCGCCUUCUUACUAUCGGUACCUACGAUCGUGCUCCUACGCCUCAUUACCUACAGCUCGCUGAGGCAAAAAAUCUUGCUCUGCGGUCUUCUUCCCGCUAUCGGCAUCUGCGUCUCUAUAACCUUGCCACCGCUGUACGCUGAGGCCGUCAACGUCGCUGAAGAGAAAGAGCGACUUGCUCUAGGCAGUUUCGGCAAGGGUGGGGCUGUAGCGCUCGCUUUUGGCCUUACAAAUAUUGGGUUCGCUUGUGGUGCUAUUGCUGGCCCUUUAUUUGCAGGCUUUAUCUGCCAACACGCCGGCUGGGGGACUAUGACCUGGGCAUUAGGACUUCUGGUAGGGUCGACAGUGGCACCUGUCUUAUUCUUUACUGGAGGACGGAUUUGGAAAGAGAAAUGA
Zasmidium cellare ATCC 36951 is the source of this 1041-nucleotide messenger RNA. RefSeq lists its product as uncharacterized. The transcript has a single exon. Lineage: Eukaryota; Fungi; Ascomycota; Dothideomycetes; Mycosphaerellales; Mycosphaerellaceae. The record is from RefSeq and is a predicted model, not a curated record. Gene Ontology annotation, biological process: transmembrane transport. Bases 1 to 1041 code for a protein of 346 amino acids. Gene Ontology annotation, molecular function: transmembrane transporter activity.